This is a messenger RNA of Lathyrus sativus (Indian pea), 216 nucleotides long. The record is from the annotation of a GenBank genome assembly. NCBI's taxonomy places the organism in Eukaryota, Viridiplantae, Streptophyta, Magnoliopsida, Fabales, Fabaceae.
AUGUUAGUUUCCUGGAAUGUUAGAGGGUUGAAUAAAUCGGGUAAACUUAGGGAGAUUAGCUUCCGUCUCCUAACGUUAAAACCUGAGAUCAUCGUGUUGAUUGAGACAAGAGUAAAGCUGCCUAAAGCAAAUUCUGCUAGGAAUAAUUUGAAAAUGCAGAGGAAGUUUAUUGAUAAUUACAGCCACCAUGAGAAUGGUAGGAUUUGGAUUAACUAG